Molecule: messenger RNA, 2498 nt
Organism: Drosophila rhopaloa
Lineage: Eukaryota; Metazoa; Arthropoda; Insecta; Diptera; Drosophilidae
Product: sphingomyelin phosphodiesterase 4
Exons: 7
Coding region: 112-2415 (767 amino acids)
Biological process (GO): sphingomyelin catabolic process; ceramide biosynthetic process; glycerophospholipid catabolic process
Molecular function (GO): sphingomyelin phosphodiesterase D activity
Source: RefSeq, a predicted model, not a curated record
UCCGGCAACACGACAAAAGGUUUUUGUUUACAGCACGCCGGCAGCGGUUUUUAAGAUUUAACGUUAUAUUUAUUCGUAAUUUAAGGCCAUUGCUACAUCUACGAACACGCCAUGUCGCAGACAAUGCCGCCAGAAAGCCUAAGCAGCCGCCUGUUGACGGUGCUCAGUUUGCCUUUGCUGGAUCGCCUGCAUGAGCUGACCAUCUUGUUCGAUCGCUGCUCCCUGCGCCAGAUCCAGGAGUUAUUCCCCCACAUCGUGCACUCAAUCUUCGGGAUCAAUGGCAAUCCUUUGGGCUGGGGACUGCGGACGACGACCUUGGAGAACAAUCCACUGCACUUCCAGACGCUGCACCAGUUUUUCAGCGUUUGUGGCCCUUGGAUGCAUCUCUGCCACCGUUUGCUCCUGGACCAGUGCAAGUUUGAGUUGGACAUCAAUAUGCUGCCUGCCAAGUUCGUUAGCAUGCUGCAUUCUGGCCAAAAUCCCAGGUUCUAUGCGGAACUCAUCAAUAUCGACUCAAUGAAACAUCAGGUGGCCACGCUCUCGCUAAACGCCUUCGACUUCUACGUGAUCCACUUUGUGCUGUACGCUCUGCAGCCGCUGCACUCGAUUAAUCCCAUUGCCAUGCAGAUCCACAACGUGCGCAGCAAGACCAUUUAUCUAAAGCUGGUGUCCGAGUAUCUCAAUAACUUCCUGCCCCUCAUCCCCGAUGCCCGGAUAGAACCCGUACAUUUUAGUAGCGGCGUUAAGGCUCCCCAGCCGCUUCCUGCCCAGGCAUUGCAGCCUCAAAGGCAGCCGCGCUACAUUAAGAUUCCCAGCUCCUUUCGCAACGGUGGAAACGUGUCCGGAGGAGGCGGUAGUCCGAAUUCCAGUGGUGGCAGCGGGAACAUCUCUCCACAGUCCGGCAGCCCAAAUGCCAGCGCAAACAGGGCCUACGCCUGGCGAUCGGAGAGUGUUCUCCACUUCUUUGUGGACAUCUGGCUGCGCUAUGACAUCGAGUCGGAGCACCACCUGCCCAGUAGCGAUUUUGUGCGCGGCGUACGCACCUUGGUAAAACAGGUCCACUUCUUUGCAAAUGGGGCGCAGCAGGAUCACACGUCACUCAGCGCUCUUCGCAAGGUUUCGUUAAGCAUGGUAAAAGCUAGAAUCUACGCAUUUUUGUGCGGUUUGAUCGAUCGUUGGCCCCUUGACAGCUCGCUAAUGGUGGUGUUGGAGCUUUGGCUCAGUUACAUCCAACCGUGGAGGUACACCUUGGCAGCUCUGAACAACAAGACACCAAGUCUUGCCUACAGGCCGCCCAUCUUGUCCUGCUUUGAUGGAUUUAUUAUCGAUAAUCUGAUUAUGUACACCAACAUAUUCAUGCAGCUGCUGCCGCACUUUGGUCGCUUGGAUUACACCGUCUAUCGAAAUGCCUUCAUGUUAUAUCGCCUGGCCACAAUGUUCGCCCAACAUGAUUUAGUAGAGCGGUUGCAGCGUUUCGAGCGUCUACAUGCGGGCAAUGCCUAUGGAUUCGACUCGCCGCAAAGGCAGGUCAACAUAAUGAACAAAUCCUUUUCACCAGGCUCUCAGUGGAAUCAUGUGGUUAGCACAAAUUCGGCCAAGCUGUUUAGUCAUCCCAUGCAGAUUCAGAUGGAAAGCUUUCUCUUUCUUAUCAGCAUGGCUCGAAACUCGGUGCUGAGGGACAUUGCAUCGUUGCGAAACGAAAUUGCUGAGAAACAGCGCUCUGAGGGAUUCCUAAAGAACUUCUUAAACAAGCUUUUCCGUGAGUGCACACAGGAUGAAGUGACUCUGCGCGAGUUUAGUCGUAUUCCGGAGGUUCUGCGUCAAUGCAUCGACGCCUUCUGUCAAACGUUCAAUGUGGAUCAAGCCAACCUUUCAAUGCAUGAGAACCUGCCUCAGGAACCAUGUCCGCCUGCCUCAACAACGGUACAAAAUUUCAGCUUUUUCGACUCCAGCGACUCUUUGGACACCUCUAAGCUUAACCCGCACCAAAUGUCCCUCAAUGCAUCUAACAUGCAUGCCACCAUCGAUCCCGCAAAUUUGCCUAUACAGACCAAUGAAGUGAGAUCGCUGGUGAGGAUCCUGCACUUCAUCUCUGACAAGAUUAACAAGAGGUAUGGCAGCAAGAUACAAGCAUUCUACGCUCGUGAAGAUUACUGUGGAAAGGUAGCGAGGCAACUCCUGUACGCCCCCAUGACGGAGCAGUGGUUCGACAAAAGUUCCGGCCAAGUGGACAUAUGUGAGAGCUUGGUUCCUCCGCGUGUUUGCCUACGAUCGUUAGGCUCUAUUCCCGUUCUGAUUACAAUCGCCUCUGUCCUAAUUCUUGGGCAACUAUUAUGGGGUUCCCCAAUCGUGGGGCUAUCAGUUUUGGGCACUAUGCUGCUAGUCUACACAUUGCUGCAGGCCCUGUUUUCCUAAUUUCAAGUUUUUACUAGAUAGAUUACUAAAGGUGACAUUUAUAUAUUUUUAUAAAUCUAAAGAAACUACGAUUACGAUUACGA